UUUUCCAUUAUAAAUACAACAACUAAGCUUCUCAACUCUCCCAUCACACCUCAAACUAUUUCCCUAAUCAUACACUUUGGCAUCGACUUCCUAGAUAUCUAUUGAUCAUGGCUGAAGAACACCACCAUCACCACCACCUCCACCACCACAAAGAGGAAGAAGUUCCCGGUGAAGUUGAUUACAAGAAGGAGGAGAAGCAUCACAAGCAUCUUGAACACCUUGGAGAACUUGGUGCUGCUGCAGCUGGUGCUUAUGCCUUGCAUGAGAAGCAUGAGGCAAAGAAAGAUCCAGAACAUGGUCACAGGCACAAGGUAGAAGAGGAGAUUGCAGCAGCUGCUGCUGCUGGUGCUGGUGGUUUUGCGUUUCAUGAACACCAUGAGAAAAAGGAUUCCAAGAAGGAAGAUGAGGAAGCUCAUGGAAAGAAGCACCAUCAUCUCUUUGGCUGAAUCAACAUCACCAUCAUAACAAUGUUCAAGCUCAGAAUGUGUCUCUUUUAUUUUAUAUUCUGCACUGUCUUAAAAUAAUUUCUGAGCCUGUUUGAAGAGUGUUUUAUUAGUUAUACUUCAAUGUAUUUACUCAUAUAUGCUAUAAUAAUGUACAUGUGCAUUAUAUUGCCUAUAUUAAUAAUAUAGUAGAGUGAUUUUAAAUUAUUUUA
Molecule: messenger RNA, 655 nt
Organism: Vigna unguiculata (cowpea)
Lineage: Eukaryota; Viridiplantae; Streptophyta; Magnoliopsida; Fabales; Fabaceae
Source: RefSeq, a predicted model, not a curated record